CCCAUUGACAUCUGCAUUGACACUUAUUGUAGAAGAACUUUUAUAUUAUAAUUUAGUGACAAUAACAAAUACCGCAAAAACUAUUCCCAAAAGUUUCAUUUUUAGAACAGUCUACUUUAUGUAUAAAAAAAUAAAAAGCAUGCAACUCCAAAUUGCAGUUUAUUAAGAAGUUUAAAUAAAUUUUAAAUAAAACGCAAUUGUUACGAAUUAUAAUAUGGCUAAUGUUGUUAUAAAAAGUGACGAUGUUAUUGAAUGCUUUCUUUAUCCAAAAUUUUGUUUAACAAAAAAUUUCGAACAAAUAACUGAAGAAAAGCUUCUUGAAGAAAUUAAUAAAUAUUAUGAUGCAACGAAACAUAUCACAAAAGACUAUAUAUGGCACAAAGAUUCAUUAACAUUUUUUCCACGAACAAAACGUUCACUUCUACUUGAAACAAUUAUUGAAGGAUCCGGAUAUGAGGAUAAUGAAUUAAUUCCACAUAUUUAUGCAAAAUUGCAUUUUGACGAGGAUGUUGGCGAUGAAUGGUUUACAGUGUAUUUAAUAAAUUAUCUUACAAAAGUUUUUGAGGGAUUAACUGCUAGAGUUACGGAUUCUGAUGGUGAAUUUUUGUUGAUUGAAUCAGCAAAUGCUCUUCCAUCAUGGGCAAAUCCAGAAAUUUGUGAAAAACGCGUAUUUAUUUCAAAUGGCUCAAUUCACGUAAUUCCCGAUAAAGAUAAAUCAUUGUUUGAUAAUUUAAAUAGCAUUUCUAAUAAUCCAAAUUUAUUCAAAUUAUCCGAGGCUGUACAGUCUAUAAUUCAAAAAAGAAUUAACAUUUAUCCUGAAGAGAUUAAAGAGCGUGCACAUAAAGCUAGAGCAUAUUUACCAGAAAAGGCUGCGUUUAUGCUUCAAGAAGAUCCUGGAUUAAUAGCACCAGCAAUUAGAAUGCUUUUUCACUCUGAUCCAUUUGAACGCAAGGUUUGCCGAGGGAUGAAAUUUUUUCCUCCUGAGCAGCGAACAAUGGUCAACGUUAAAAUGACAAAAUGCUUGUACGCUAUGAUAAUGCACUGUCGAUAUACGGGUGAUCCAAUGACUGGUUGGAAUUUACCACCUGUUAAUAGUGCAAUAUACAAUGCACAUCUUUUAGGAGUGAAAAUAGCAUGCGGUUUAGAAAUGUUAAUAUCAAGUGCAUAUGAAGAACAGAGAAAAAAAGCGAAUGACACUUCUACAGUGUCAAAUAAUGAUCUAUUAAAAAUGCGUGAAAGAACAUUAAAUGCCUUUGUCAGUCGUUUAGAGCUUAGUGGUUAUUUUAAGGAUCUUUUGGAAGGUAGUCGUGAAAGAGAAAAACUUUUACAAGUGGCAAAAGAUUAUUUUUCCAAUAAUUCCACUUCAAAUAAAUUAUUAAAUUUGGAGCCUGAACAUGAUAAGGAAAAAGUCCUAAAAGUAUGGGCAAACAUACAGACAAAUGACGUGGAUUUCACAGGUCAUGAUGAAUCUAAUUUAAGCCCUUCAGAUAGUGACGACUGGCUUAGUGUAAAUCCAGUUGAACUUGAAAAUCUUUUAGGUGAACGUUGGGGAGAUGGAAAAACUAAAGCAGAAAAACCAACGUCUCAAAAUCUUAGACGAAAAAUACAAAAUUUUUUGAAAGAAUCAAGUGGCGUUGAGGGGGUUCAAUUGUUUCAAGAUACUGAUAUGAAGUUAGACGUGGAGGAUUCCGGUAGAAUAGAAUUUGAUACUGAUGCAUUUGAUAUUGCUUUACGCGAUAUAUUGGAUUUGGCAGUGCCUGGUGGUGAUAGUGAAUUUGAUGAUAGUUCUGAAGAAUCUUUAGGAGGCGAUGACGAAGAUAAAUGUGGUGAAAUGGAUGAUUAUAUGCGUCAAUUAGACAAUGAACUUCGAAUGGAAAAAACAUUGGGACAUGAAAAAUUAUGUGAAACACCAAAAAGUCAAGAUAAAAUUGAAUCAAAUUUAAUGGAAAGUUUAUCAAGAGAAGCAGGCGGUUCAGGACCAGCGGGAAAUAUUAUUGGUGGUCCAAUUCGAAAAUUUAUGCAUUUACAAUUACAAUCACCUUCAACAGUUCCUCCCGAUUUACAAAGUUAAUACGUCAAUUAUCUAUAUAUAUAUAUAUUAUAUCUAACUUUACGAAAAUUUAGAAUAAUUAAUUUUAUCAAAUUUGGACUCUAACUAUAUAUGUAUAAUUUAUAUCUUAUUAAUUUCAAUAAAACAUCUGCUUAUUUUUUUUAUCUA
Molecule: messenger RNA, 2218 nt
Organism: Leptopilina boulardi
Lineage: Eukaryota; Metazoa; Arthropoda; Insecta; Hymenoptera; Figitidae
Product: protein ecdysoneless
Exons: 5
Coding region: 215-2071 (618 amino acids)
Cellular component (GO): nucleus
Source: RefSeq, a predicted model, not a curated record